Brienomyrus brachyistius is the source of this 3387-nucleotide messenger RNA. RefSeq names its product chromosome 14 C14orf28 homolog (gene dorip1). Lineage: Eukaryota; Metazoa; Chordata; Actinopteri; Osteoglossiformes; Mormyridae. The transcript has 5 exons. The record is from RefSeq and is a predicted model, not a curated record. The coding region runs from base 452 to 1666 and encodes 404 amino acids.
AGAUCUGCGCUGUAGUCUUGCUGCGUUUUGUUUGUGCUGGGUGGACAUGGUGGUAUUUGUAAUGACGUAUAAUGUAUUAACUCCGUCUAGCAGUUCAGAGACUUUGCGCAGUUGUUGUCCUCUCUCGCUACUUUAUUAUGGUUGAUUGUUGACAGUGUUUAAACACGUUUCCAGUAUACCUGUUUUUAACAUUUUGGGAAAGUGCAAGGCGAUGACGACGCAAACAUUUAUCACUGGAAAUGCUAGAAUAGUGCAUGGCCUUUUAAUGACCUAGCCUGCUAAAUGCAGAUGUGCUUCUCUGAAAUGCUCUGCUCGCUGUCCUUUAUUUAUUGCAGUUUAUAGGGUUUUCGAGUUUAUAGCGGCUGCGUAGGUGCAUUUCGUGUAAUAGUGCAAGCAGAAAUCGUGGCGGACAUGCAUUGUCUGCAAAAAUACGUUGGAAGAAUAAAAAUUAAUGUCACUUUUAGCUCGUGGUAUCAUCGGAUUACAUUUGAAUAAGGGAACCAAACGUGCCUUGCGUGUUUUGUGUCAGUUUUGCUACUUGUUGAGACAAGUUGACGUGGAAAGGUGCCCAGAGUCUAUUUUGUCAUGUGCGACGCAUGUGAACCCGGCGGUUGAGUUGAAACUGUGCUGCGUUGCGAGCACGCUAUUUUGUCAAAUAACAUCUCCACAUGCAUUGUGGUUUAAUAGUAUUUCUCUCACUUCAGUUUAUUUUAAAUUAACGUUUUGGUUCAUCAGGACAAAAACACUUUUUGAAGAGAUCCGUGCCUCUGUCAACAACAAUGAGGAACAGGACCGCUCCUUUUGGAGACCAGUGCUGCCUUGGGGAGGUGUGUACACCAUCCGGGCCGGGCGCAAUGCCAUUUCCUGCACUCCCUUGUAUGUGAAGAUCAGCCUCAAGAACACCUGUACCAUUGAUGGCUUUCUCAUGCUCCUAUAUGUCAUUCUGCGUGAGAACAAGGCCUUCCCACGUGAGGUGGGGCUCUUUCUGGGUAAGGACUUUGUGGAACAUUUCCUGUACCUAAUGGACUCCUAUGACUACACCACUGUCAAGCUGCUGUGGAUCUGGGACAAGAUGUCCAAGCAACAGUACAGGUCGGAGAUUCACCGGGCGGCUCUGGAGAUCGACCUGUUCGGCAACGAGCACGAGAACUUCACUAAGAACUUGGAGAACCUAAUGUCGACCAUUCAGGAGAGCUUCUGCACCAACUGGAACUGCCCGGCCCGCUUCCAGGAGUUUGUUCAGACUACCAUCAAUAUCAACCCGCCACGAGAACAGCCUCACAAAGAUCUCAUCCAGUCAGCGGUCGACACAUUUUUCUGUCCAAGGAUUCUUUUCUGCAAUGAACUGGGGUGUGAUGGCCUGAGGGAGUUCUCGCAGAGGGUAUUCUGCCACGGAGCUCCGCCUUUUGUCAUCCUCAACAUGCAGCUGUGGAAGUCGGAGGAGCUGGCUUGCGUACCAUACCACCUUGACCUCUCUGAGCACAGGUACUCGCUAGAGGGAGCCACACUCUUCAAUAAGGAGGAGCACCACUACUCCGCGGCCUUUCAGAUCGAUGGCUACUGGAUGCACUACGAUGGGCUGCGCAGCGACAACCUGAUUCUGCUGAACAAACCUCCAGAACUACUGCUGCUCUCCUCGUUGGUUUAUGUCCGGAUUGAUAAGUGAGGGUCUGAGGCCCGAGUCCAGGGGGAAGAUGCUGCGAAUGGGGAAGCUUCCCCCUAUAAAAUCCGUUUGUUUGUUUUUUUUCUUCUCACUGCAGCCAAUGACAGUCAACAGCGUGUUGAUUUAUUCAGAAUUUCAUCGGAUAAAAAAAAAAUGGUUUGGCUGGUCCUAGUACUGAUGGUUUUUCUAUAGGUAUUUAAAUUCCAGGUAGGUGUACUGAGGCAGGGGGAGUUUCAAAUGCUAUAUUGUCCGUUCCAUUUUCUACUUUCUUUCCAGUAUUUAUAAGAUUUUGCCAGACUGCCACUUUGAAAACGCUACCAGUGCAAAAUAAUUUUUCCCCCCUUUUUUUAAGGCUUGCUUGGAAUCCAAGAAAAAUAUGGACUAUACUAGUUCUGUGAUGCCACACAAAAACUUGAGAAAUUUCCCAUAUGUACUUUGGAAGAAAGUUGUGAUUUUCAUAGUGGUGCUGAGAACUUUGUCAUGCUAAAAAGAGUAGUUUGAGAGUAGUUCUUAGAGUAAUGUAGGGGUUAAAGUAAUGACAUUGCAAAUUCAUCUAGAUAUUUAGGUUGUCUGACUUCAGUCUUCUUAAUUAUGUAUAGCAUUUCCUGUGAAUACCAUAGAUUAUGCUUUCUUCUUGGUCUGCAGCCAGCUGAAUAAAUUGAAUUCAAAAAUGGGGUAAAAAAGCAUUUUUGAGGGAAUGGUGUGUCUUUUUUCCCCCCAGAAAGGGCAAUGUAAGAGAGGCAGAGUCAGCAAUAUUAUAUUUUGAAGUGUAUUCACUACUGGGUAGAUAUGCGUUUACAGAGGGAGGGGAAGAAUGUACCGGCCUGCACUGCACUCUGCAGGUAUGCAGGCAUUUGUGCUUUAUACAAACGUCGACUGGUAGAUACUUUUGCGUCUUCCUUUCUUGGCCCCUGUAGGUUGACCACAAACAAGCCAUGGUUAAUUUGCCUGGCUUUUCAUCAUAGUGUCAGCUUUCUACAGCAGUCAGCCAUUAGAAUGCCAGUGUUAAUUAUUUUAGUGCAUGGGAAGCCUGUAACAAAGGUGUAACUCAAAUGUGGAAAAAUACCCAUGGGGGGGGGGUGUUUUCCUGAGGCUUCUCGUCUUAAGUGAACAGAACUUUUUGACAGUACCAAAGUUAGGAAAAUGGAGCAGGAUUAUUCUGCAGUGCGGAGUUCUCUGUGGAGCUGCAAGGCUUACGGAGGGAUUCCAAUGCUUUUCUUAAGGCCUUUUCCCUCUUUGCAGCCCGAAGAUGCUCUAAUACUGAAGUCCUUGUGUCUGAGCUGAAAACAGAAAUGCAGAAAAGUAAGUGGCUGGUAAUAGUUGAAUCUCUAAUGCGGAAUGUGUGGUGGAUAUUACGGCAUAGAUUUUGGAUUAGAAUUACGGUCUGUUCAGCAUUGUGCAUAAGGGUCAUGACGAAAGUCCGUGUACUGGAUGCACCUACUUUGGUGUCGGCCUGAUUUUUUCAGUGCAUUUUACUACAAUAAGUCACAUUAACCACGAACUUAACUGCCCACUGUUAUUAGCCUUGUUUUUGACAUUGUUUAAAUAUCAAAUUUUUUAAAUCUUGAUAUGCCAGUUUUAUUCCCCUUUUCCUAUCUGACAUUGUCGAAUAACAUUUUCCUACUUUCAUUGCCAGUUCCAAACUAUGCAGGCAUUUAAUUCCACGUACUGUUUUUUUAAUUUUUUUUUUUUUUUUAAAGCAAAUAAAAUAUUUUUAUACCCAA